AUGCAGGCAGAUGCAGGACGCAGGGAGUCGCGUCCCGAACCAUUGUCUGAAAGUGAAAAACGUCAUUUCAGCAAGUAUGGAAAAUUCUCGCACAGAAAAUUGGUUGACUUUGAGGGCCGGGCCACACUUUCCUGUGGCGAUAAUGCGCGUUCAGCCACUGUAAGUGACGCUAUUCAGCCUCGGGAAGCAAGUUUGCGUCAAGAUAGAAGCUCUCGAUCCGGUACUCCUGUCUUUAAUGCUGAUAGUCUCCACAAUGGGGCUGUCGGGGAUGCGUACAGAAAACUUUCCACCACCGAAAAACGUCUUUUGCAACCAACAAAGUCCAGUGUACAAGAUGCCACAAUCAAGGAGCAGCGUGUCAAGUUUGUAUCCGAGGAAGAUGCUUCCGUCCUGUUUCCAUUUGAUUAG
Messenger RNA from Penicillium brevicompactum, 408 nucleotides. RefSeq lists its product as uncharacterized. The record is from RefSeq and is a predicted model, not a curated record. The coding region runs from base 1 to 408 and encodes 135 amino acids. The transcript has 3 exons. Lineage: Eukaryota; Fungi; Ascomycota; Eurotiomycetes; Eurotiales; Aspergillaceae.